Molecule: messenger RNA, 4346 nt
Organism: Parus major (Great Tit)
Lineage: Eukaryota; Metazoa; Chordata; Aves; Passeriformes; Paridae
Exons: 2
Coding region: 2043-3446 (467 amino acids)
Biological process (GO): viral process
Source: RefSeq, a predicted model, not a curated record
GCCUCUACUGCUCCUCUCACUGGCACUACUGUCAGAGUGAGACUGGAACUGCUGGAGACUGGAACAGCCUCUCUCUACAAAUCCUCUGAUGUCAGACAGCCUGCAACAGAUAUUUAUGGAACGAACAACCUAAAAGCUUCUCCAGGACCCCUGCUGCUCAUCUCAGGGCCUGUGCCCUGAGAUGAGCAGGCUCUCACCACGGGGAGUGGGACAGAGGGGUCCCAUCGGGGAGAAGGAUUGCAACAGAGUGGCGCCCGGCCAGGGGCUGAACAAGCCCACGUUAAAGGCUUAUCAGAGCCAGGGUGAGCCGUUCUUUGGAGACUUUGGAUGCAGUUUAAAAAAUACAGCAAAAAAAGUUUCCAAAAAGGAGUCGAAAAUCCUCCAGCACCAGAGGACCAAUUCCAGGUCAACAAGUAUCUUUCCACCACCAGAAAACGACAGAAAAAGGUAAGAUUGAACUCCAACACCGGGCUGGGAGGGGUGGAGAGUGAAACAGGCCCCAGGGGGAGACUGUGUUCUGUGUAACUCCUUCCCAGUGGCAUCAGCCCCGAGUGUGUGGGGAAACCCCCAGCCGUGGGCAGAGACGGGGUGGGGGGGGGAGAUGGAAUUCUUCCUGCUGCCUGUAGAGUGUGAGUUUAAUUGUAAUCCUUUUGGUGCAACUUUGUUUUCUGUGGUAGGGAAAAUAGACAGAUUGUGUGCAAGAGCUGCUGUGACCUCCAAAAUGGGAUCCCGGCUAUGCACGCAAGAACGGAGUCAUAUGCAAAAAAUACAGAAUUUUUUAAAAACCACAAACAUAAAAAUUUCAAAACAUAAGAUAAAACAGUUUGUAUCAUAUUUGACUCAGCAAAGUGAACAGAUCGAAUUGUUGAAAUUAGAUUCAGUAACUGUCUGGGAUGAAAUUGGAAAUUUAUUAACCUUAAAAAUAGAAGGAGAAGACAAAUCAGCCCUGAAAUUCCUCCCAGUUUUUCUUUUAAUUCGAAAAGAAUUAGUUAACAGAGAAAUAAAAACGGAAGACAAACAAACACCGCAGUAUCCACCUAACUUUCCUAACUUUUUCCCCAAAACCUCUGUUCCCCCAAUGAAAAAGAUACCCAAAAAAACAAUACAAGUUCUAAUCCAGUGUGUCUGUUUCAGUCAUCCAGUCCUGCCUCACAAGCCAUCAAGGCUCCCUCCCUAUACCCCUGCAGUGUUAAAGAAAAUGUAUCUUCCUAUGCCCACAUGGCUGAGAGCCAAGAUGGCACUGGCCACGUGUUUCCCGGCCACAUGGUGAAUCCCCCUGUGUAUUCCCUUUCUCCUACCCAUAGUUCCUCCCACCCACCGGUUCCCGCCCCCAACCCUUAUCACAACCCCUUUGUUUCUCCUGACAUUCCACCCUGCACCACCCCCCAGCCCUGCUUGACCCCACCCUAUGGCCCUGUCCCCCGAGGCUGUAACUCUAUCCCCUAUCCCUCCGGCCCCUGUCCCACGGUGAGGAGGGGCGGGGAGGGAGAGAGUUAUACCCCUUGCUCCUGUAGAGGGGCAGGGGGAGGGGUGUCCCGGCCCUGCCCCCCGAUGGGGGGAUGCCAGCCUACCGGGCCUGGAGUGAGGGGGCACCCGGGCUCCUGUGGGGGUGGGGCUGGGUCUCUCCACACGCCUGGUGAGGGAAUGGAGCCCCCGGGACCCGGCAUGGGGGGAUGUGGACCCCCAGAGCCCGGCAUGAGGGGGGGGUGGAGCCCCGGGGCCUGGCGUGCAGGGGGCAGCCCCCUGCCCAGCUCCUGUGGGGCUGGGUCUCUCCACAGGCCCGAUGAGGGAAUGGGACCCCCGGGACUCGGCGUGAGGGGGGGCCACCCCCUGCCCGGCUCCUGUGGGGGAACAGGCACCCCGGAGCCCAGCAAGGGGGGGUGUGGACCCCCAGGACCCGGCAUGGGGGUGGGUGGCUCCCCCCCCGGCUCCUGCAGGGGAGGAGCUGUGUCUCUCCACAGGUGUGGGGAAGGAACGAGACCCCGGAGCCCAGCAGGGGCGGACAAAGAAGCCCAGGGAAUGCCAGCCCUGGAGAAGAAGUUAUGUUAACAGCGGCUCCUGUUGUAUACAAUAACAGCAGAGGAGCAAUGCGAUUACAACAUCAGCCUUUCAGUUACCAAGUAAUCAAAGAUAUUUGUAAAAUUAAAAAUUAUUUUGGUCGUGAUAGUGAAGUCUUACGGGGAAUAAUAAGAACUACAUUGAAAUCACAGGAUUUAAUUCCUGCAGAUAUUAAAGAUUUAUUUCGGUGUUUGCUAACUCCCUCUGAAUAUGAUCUUUGGGAAAGCUUAUGGAAAAGAUCGUUAACAAAACUCCUAGCUGAACUCAAACAAAGUAAUCAAAAUGCACAUGAUACAGAGUACAAUGAAAUCACUUUAGAACAUUUAUGUGGGGAGGGAAAUUGGAUUAAUCCUGCUGAUCAAGUGAAAAUAUUAACAAAGUUUGUUGCAGAUAAAGUUUGUGAUGUGGCUGAAAACAUUUUCAACCAAUUACCAACAGUUGAUAUUCAAGUCAGUUAUGUUAUUAUUAACCAACUGCCAUGUGAGAGUUUCUUACAGUUUGUAGAUCGUCUGAGACUACAGAUACAGAGACAAGUUACGGAACCAGUGGCCCAGAUGGAACUGCUUAAAGAAAUGGCCCAAAGAAAUGCCAACGAGGCUUGUCGUAGCGUAAUUCUGAGUCUUCCUAUUAAUCCUCCACCCACCAUAGCAGAUAUGAUUGAAGCGUGUGCCCAGAAAGCAGACUUGUACAGUGUACACGACAAGACCAGACAACCCAAGGACAGUAGCAGCAGUGACACCAGGAAUGAACAAGCCACAGAUGUCACCAGGACAGCUGCAGCACAUCGUUUGUUUCCAGUGCAAGAGGCCAGGACAUUUUGCAAGGAACUGUCCUCAGACCCAGCAACAAGGGAAAAAGCAGAAAAAAGACUCUGUUUUAAUGGGAAAAGGGGAGGAAAGGGAGCGGGGUGGGAGACCCCGCAAAAAUAUGAUUGUGAGGAAUGUUUGCCUAAUAAGGUCUGGCAACCGCAAAAGCGAUUCAGACUUGUAACUUCUAAAGCUUUUUGCUUCAGAUCUGACCGCUGGGCUGUCAUGGGAGUAGAUUUGCAGGAUAAUUCACAAGACCUGGCUGGAUUGGAUAGUUGGUAUUUUGUUAUUGGAGACACAGCACACACACCAAUAGAGAUUGAGGUGGCUCCCAUGACAAUCACGGGAGACCUAACACACCUCAUUCUCUUAGCUAGGUGCCCCCAACCACCUUUCUAUAUAGAUAAAGGGCAAGUAAUAGCCCAGGUAAUCCCUGUUCCAACAGAAGUCCCAGUAGAUGACAAAGCACCGGGAGUUUACUGGGCAGAAGUAGUGAGUGAAAACAAGCCCAUUAUGGGAUGCAAUUUAACACAUAAAUCAGAACAUCUCAAUGUAGAAGGGUUGACACUGGGGCAGAUGUGACCAUCAUACUGGAAAAGGUGUGGCCCUCACAUUGGCAACUACAACCAGUGGCAGGGAAAAUACAGGGUGUUGGAGGGAUGAAACUGGCAAAAAUUGCUAAAGAUAUCGUCCAGAUAGAAGGUCCGAACAGUAGGAUAGCUAGUGUCCGACCUUUUGUUAUUGACUACAAGUGCCCCUUGUUGGGGAGAGAUACCAUGUCGCAGUGGGGGGUAAAACUAUUCCUGAGACACCUCAGGAUUUUUGAGUCCAAAAUUAUCUUGGCUAGAUAAUGAUCCAAUUUGGGUGAACCAGUGGCCUCUCAGCAAACAAAAACUUGGGGUUCUAGAGAAAUUAGUGGAAGAAGAAUUGGCUAAAGGACACAUAGUAGAAACAACCAGCCCUUGGAAUUCCCCGGUGUUUGUAAUAAAAAAGCCAGGGAAAGAUAAAUGGCGUGUCCUUCAAGAUUUAAGAGAAAUAAACAAAAAAAUACAAGACAUGGGAUCUCUCCAACCAGGAAUGCCAUCCCCAACCAUGCUACCACAAGAUUGGCUCCUAACAGUACUGGAUAUUAAUGAUUGUUUUUUUCAAAUUCCCCUGCAUCCAGCUGAUGCACCAAGGUUUGCCUUUUCCAUCCCUACCAUUAACAGGGAAGCUCCAAUGAAACGAUACCACUGGACAGUAUUACCUCAGGGGAUGAAAGCCAGCCCCUUCAUCUGCCAGUGGUAUGUGGGGUCUUUGCUUUCCUCAGUGCAUGCAGAAAAGAGAGAGGCUAUGAUUUUGCAUUAUAUGGACGAUAUUUUAAUAUGCUGUCCUAAUAACAAUAUACUGAAAGACACCCUUGACCUAGUGGUUAAAGUUUUAACCUCUGCUGGAUUCCAAUUGCAGGAAGACAAAGUUCAAAGGAUGCCAUCUUGGAAAUAC